Physeter macrocephalus (sperm whale) is the source of this 1089-nucleotide messenger RNA. RefSeq names its product CD40 ligand (gene CD40LG). Bases 1 to 786 code for a protein of 261 amino acids. The record is from RefSeq and is a predicted model, not a curated record. Gene Ontology annotation, molecular function: tumor necrosis factor receptor binding; CD40 receptor binding. Lineage: Eukaryota; Metazoa; Chordata; Mammalia; Artiodactyla; Physeteridae. Gene Ontology annotation, biological process: immune response. The transcript is spliced from 5 exons. Gene Ontology annotation, cellular component: membrane.
AUGAUCGAAACGUACAGCCAACCUUCUCCCCGCUCUGUGGCCACUGGACCACCCGUCAGUAUGAAAAUUUUUAUGUAUUUACUUACUAUUUUUCUUAUCACCCAGAUGAUUGGGUCAGCGCUUUUUGCUGUGUAUCUUCACAGAAGAUUGGACAAGAUAGAAGAUGAAAGGAAUCUUCAUGAAGAUUUUGUGUUCAUGAAAACGAUACAGCGGUGCAGCAAAGGAGAGGGGUCCUUAUCAUUACUGAACUGUGAGGAAAUUAGAAGCCGGUUUGAAGACCUGGUCAAGGGUAUAAUGCAAAGCAAAGAAGUGAAGAAGAAAGAAAAAAACUUUGAAAUGCACAAAGGUGAUCAGGAUCCUCAAAUCGCGGCACAUGUCAUCAGUGAGGCCAGUAGUAAAACAGCAUCUGUUCUCCAGUGGGCCCCCAAGGGAUACUACACCCUAAGCACCAACUUGGUAACCCUCGAAAACGGGAAACAGCUGGCCGUGAAAAGACAAGGACUCUAUUACAUCUACGCCCAGGUCACCUUCUGUUCCAAUCGGGAAACUUCGAGUCAAGCUCCAUUUAUAGCCAGCCUCUGCCUGAAGUCCCCAGGUGGAGCGGAGAGAAUCUUACUGAGAGCUGCAAAUACCCGCAGCCCCGCCAAGCCGUGCGGGCAGCAAUCCAUUCACUUGGGAGGAGUCUUUGAAUUGCAACCGGGUGCUUCGGUGUUUGUCAACGUGACUGAUCCAAGCCAAGUGAGCCACGGGACUGGCUUCACGUCGUUUGGCUUACUCAAGCUCUGAACGGUGUAAGCUGGCAGGUUGCGGCUGGGCCGAUGCUGGCGGCUUCACAGUCGAGCAAAGCACUUGAGACCGCCCACCGCACCCCGUUGGACUGCCUAUUUAUAACCCUAGGAUCCUCCUCACGGAGAACUAUUUAUUAUACAUCCCGAGGCAUGUAGGGCUGCAAUGAGUGAAUUACCGGGCGGAGGAAACCCCUGUUCCAUAAGAGCUUAUAGUCUGAAGCAGCAACCCCACUGAUGCAGACAUCCAGAGAGUCCUAUGAAAAGACAAAGCCAUUACGCACAGCUCGAAUUCUGAGCAAAC